Anopheles cruzii is the source of this 1039-nucleotide messenger RNA. RefSeq names its product very-long-chain (3R)-3-hydroxyacyl-CoA dehydratase 2 (gene Hacd1). Gene Ontology annotation, molecular function: 3-hydroxyacyl-CoA dehydratase activity. Gene Ontology annotation, biological process: fatty acid elongation; very long-chain fatty acid biosynthetic process; sphingolipid biosynthetic process. The coding region runs from base 95 to 787 and encodes 230 amino acids. The transcript is spliced from 3 exons. Gene Ontology annotation, cellular component: endoplasmic reticulum membrane. Lineage: Eukaryota; Metazoa; Arthropoda; Insecta; Diptera; Culicidae. The record is from RefSeq and is a predicted model, not a curated record.
UAGCGAAGAGGUUCCAACUUUUUGCUGAUCACGCUCGCACUACAAGUGCGAAUCCAGUUAUUUACUCGUUUGCUUACGUAAGAACACACGCGUCAUGGCAGCCAAGGAACCAUCGGCGGCGGUCAAGUUUUAUCUAAUUUUCUACAAUGCCGCACAAGUGUUAGGCUGGUCGUAUAUGCUAUACCAGCUUAUAGCGUACUACACCGUCGAUAAAGGCACCGACAAAACGCUCUGGGAGUAUCUAGGCGCGACUGUAAUUCUGUUCCAAAAUGCAGCCGUGCUUGAGAUCGUGCACGCUUUCACCCGUAUCGUGCCCAGCAACCCUGUCCUCACUACGUUCCAAGUGUUGUCACGCGUGAUGGUAGUUUGCGGCGUUGUCAUGGCAACGCCAACAGGAAAAGUUUCUCCCGGUUUGCCGCUUGCCAUCCUGGCGUGGUCGAUCACCGAAAUCAUCCGGUACGGCUACUAUGCGCUCAAUCUCGUCGAUGCUGUGCCGCAGCUGCUUAUUUUCCUGCGCUACACUACCUUCAUCGCGCUCUAUCCGACUGGCGUGACCGGUGAGCUACUGUGCUUCUACUGGGCCCAGUCGCAUGUGGCCGAAACGAAGCAGUGGAGUAUCGAGAUGCCGAACAAGUACAACUUUACCUUCUCGUACCUUUACUUCCUGUGGCUGGUGAUGCUGCUGUACAUUCCACUCUUCCCACAACUCUAUCUUCACAUGUUUGCUCAGCGUAAAAAGAUUCUUCAGACACCGGCCAGUUCCGGCACCAAGCAGAAAGCCAAGUGACUAGCGGCGUUCGGAUUUCCCGUUUGAUUCGAAUUAAUCAUAGGUGCAAGCGACCAGUUUGUUUUGUUUCAGGGCUGACUAUAGACUGAGAACUAGAGAUAAUUUUCCAACGAAACAUGGUUUACUAUUAACGGUUUAAUUUAUUGCUAAGCGCAACGUGGUGAAAGUUUUCUUUCCUUUCUUUAUAAUCUUUUAAAAGAGUGCAUUUGUGGAUUGGGUUGUUGAAGGAAUAAAAACAGCAAAAUUUAUUUA